CAUACCUUUGCCUGCCAUGUAUAUAUACUAUAAACUUUCUGAGAAUCUUCAUGAGAAACAAAUAUACAUGUUAGUGAUGAUAAUUACUGGAUAACUGGGGAUAACUGGUGCCCAUGUCGCGUGGUGUCAUGGGAAGUGUCGCGGUGUGCUUGAGGAGGAGGAAAAUGGAGUCUGUUUAUAAAGUUGUGUUUGUACCGUUUGUAUGAAAUAUAUGAAGCUUUUUCCAAAUAUGUUCGUGAUAUUUGACUGUAUAUUUUAUUUUUGAAUUAUAUGCAUAGUUUCAAUUUGGAGACAUAGCGAGGGCGAAAUUUCGCGCAUUUUUACACAAGGUUUCUGAAGAAUUAAAGUUGUAUAAAAUACAGUAAUAGCUGGCAGUAGUGGUGUUAAAAUGUUGAAAAAAGUCAAACCAAAACAGGAGGUUGAGCAAAAGAAAAAGGUAAAGACUUAGAUCUGUUAUUUAUGUUUCUAUUUUCUGUUUAUAACAUAUGUAUGAUUAUAUAUUAAUAUGAUUUUGUAGUACGACCUCCAUACCGUCUGCACAGAAUAAAGACACACAGAAGGUUAACUCAGCCAAAAAAGCAUAACCACUGCCACGCCAUGUUUCGCAAUGAUUUGUCUUCAAAAUGCUGACACCAUGCUCUUAUGAGAAGCAUUCAACCAUAUCUAUGCAUUCAACCCCUGGACGUCCACCAUUUUGAAUAUUAUCAGGGGGGGGAGAUGAAUGCCUCUCAUGAGCGCACUGGCUAGGACCAUGGUGUCAGCAUUUUGAUGACAAAUUACGGUUAUGCCCAAAUCAUAGGAAAAACCAAGAAGUUGGUCUUCUGUUUGUCUCUAUUCUGUGAUAUGGUAGUAUAUGACCCCCCUCCCCCCCUUGUUCUUUAUUAAAUAAAUCUCUAUUUACCCAAGACAGCUUUAUUUGACUAUCGAAGAACCAGAUAGAAGCGGUUAUUCAAAGAACGAGGCAGUCGUGUAGAAUGCAGCUGGCAGCUAAACACUUCCAUAUAGUUAGGGGAAGGGAGGUCAUAUACUACAAUACAUUACAUGCAUUCAUAUCCAAAGUCAAUUACAUUCCAUAGUAUAGACCAAAUUAAACUUGUGUUAUGCCUGGACUGCUAGACAGAUGACAGUAUCACACCACUAGACAGGAGAUGUUGCUGUAAACACACCUCCAAAUAGGUUAACCCUUUAAGUGGCAAUGCAUCCUGAGCAGGGCUCAAAUUUUAUCGCAGCAAUUGCCUUAGAGGGAGAACAAAAUGUCAUGGAUCAUUGCUGCAACGACGGCAAUUUUUUGCCGUAUAGUGCAAUUUUUAUACUAUAAUUCACUGUGCAUUACUACUUUGAUACCUGAAUUCAGAUGUUGAUCAAAUCAUGUGUAAAUCACUAUUUUAGUCUCAGUUUUCUUCGAAAAAAAAACACACUAAAGCAAUACGUAGACAUGUUUCUAGCUUGUCAAAAAUCCGAAGUAACAAUAAAAGUAAAGUUUUUUACAGUAAUUUGAAAAAUGCUGUGGAAGCUGCCAAAAUUGCCGUAGGCAGCUGUUACUGCCAUUGCCGUCGAUUGAUUUCAGGGAAAUACGAGGCCUGACCCUGAGGCACCCUACUUUAUUAUUUCACUCUGUCUAAUGCCAGACAAUUUACCUCAUCAAGGGGAGUAAUGCGAAUACACCAGACAGACUAGAGAAUUACAAGAAGGGCCAAAGCUGUAUUUGGUUCCCCCUGUGAAGGAAAUUUCUGCCAUCCAGGAGAAUCUACUUCUGAUAAUAGUAAAAUGUGCCUGGAUGUCCGAAGGGGGUAGCAGUGGCGUAGCAAACUUGAUAAUGGGGGGGGGGGCGAUAUUCAUAUACAAUAUAUUUCAAAAAAAAUUAAUGAUGCAGAACAUGAAUACAUGAAUAUUGCCCCCCCCCCCAAUUAUCGAGUUUGCCAUACCCUACUAAGGGAGAGGGGGGGAGACUAACUUCCAAUUUCUUCCUUGAGGGAUAUGUGGAUUUUUCUUCACUGACCCAUGUUGUAAAUGUUCUUCACUGGAGAUCUUUAAAUUUUGAAAACAGAAUGCCCCUAAGAUUUUAGAAAGUGUUUAUAUGGAGGCAAGCUAAUAGCCCUUAUGCAUAAUGACGUCACAAGGCUUGAGGAUUCGAUAGUGACCAUUUUGAAUUGUUUAAUUCUCCUGGACAAUGACUACUAUGACAAGCAUUCCUGGCGGGCAUCAAGCCUUGUGAUGUCAUAGACACUUAGAAAAUACAUACAUGUAAAUACAUACACGUAUCUUUUAAGAUUAUGAUACAUUCUCAUGUUUCAUAAUUACGAUAUGUACUGUAUACAUGUAAAAAGCACUAAUCAAUCACUGAAAAGCAAUGAUGUGUUUCCAAGGGAUGAAUAACACAUACUUUUCAACGAUGUACCAACACAUUUAAAAUGGUUGUAAAUGUUUUUUUUAUAAAUUGAAAGCAGUUGAUAUAUAGGAUUUACUACUUUAAUAUGGCUGCUUUUCACUCAUACGCACAUAUACACAUGGAAAAGUUGAAAUCCCUUUCAGUGAUACAUAUAACUAAGCGAAUAAAAGAACAGCAUUUAGUUUUGUGUAUCAUUUAAUGUGUAUUUCUGUUCAUGUAAUUAAUACUGUAUGAAAUUUAAAAAGAUCUAAACUAGAUACUCAAAUUUAGUCUAAGAACUUUUUUAGUGCCUGUUGCCAAAUUUGUCCUCUUAUUAGUUAUAAAUUUGAAAGACAACUUACUUGCAUUUAAAAUUUGCCAUGAUCAAAUCAUCAAUUGGUCAUAUAUAGGUUGAAGAAGCAAAUUGUGCUGACGUUUUUGAAGAAUUUGUAGCAUCAUUUGAAGGGGCAGCAUCAAAAGGAAAGACAUUUGUACGUGGAAAUGUUGUUAAUCCUGGUCAGGCAAAAGGUAUUACAGAAAAUUUGCCUUUGUUUUAAAGAUAUUACAGAAAAUUUGGGUUUACAGAUUUACCAAAUUUGACAAUUUAUAUAGUAUAUUUAUAUAUUCAUUGGUCCACAGUGUUUGGUACCAGUUUUAAAAUGUGGGACAUCCUGUAUGUAUCAAACUAACAAUUUUUCACCCAUCAUCUCAUGCCAUAAACCCUUUACCUAUCUCACAC
Messenger RNA from Paramuricea clavata, 3107 nucleotides. The record is from the annotation of a GenBank genome assembly. NCBI's taxonomy places the organism in Eukaryota, Metazoa, Cnidaria, Anthozoa, Malacalcyonacea, Plexauridae.